ACAUGUUAAUACGAUCAAAUGUCGCAUAACCUUCAGUUAAUGCUGGGAUUACAUUUUACCUUUUUGUAUUAACAGACUUCUACCAAUUCCGAUUAUCAGUCGUUGGCUGUCCAGUGCUUACUUAGCAACGUUUUUCUAAUCGUCACAACAGCUAAGAGUUGACUGGAAACAAAUCAUGGAGAAUGGAUCUCAUCAAGUUCGGGUGAUGCUGUGGUCGAUGCCAAGGACACUAUCUACAGCAUUCACAAAAUGUAUGAGUCACUUGGACAACGUAAGUGUCAUCUCAGAACCAUACACGUGCGCCAUGAUGUAUGGACCAGAAAGCCAACUGAUAAUGCAGAAAAAGUCUAAAGAUGCAUUCGAAAAUCUCAAAGAUGCUUCGAAGAUGAUCAGUCUUCAUGACGUAGGACUUGAUCAAAACUUGUACACGUUCAAAUGGGUUAAGGAAUCGUUACUAGAGGGAGAUUAUCCAGGAAAAGACAUUGUCUUCUGUAAAGACAUGUCCCAACCAGUUUCAGUUAAUCAUUCCCUGAUUCCAAAAGGAUAUCGCCACGCGUUUAUGAUCCGUCAUCCUUUAAAGCUAUAUAAAUCGUGGAGUAAGGUGUUGUUAGGUUAUGGUACGACUCAAAGCCUGGAUGAGGUCUUGGAUAUCGGUGGUGCAAAAGGAUACGCGUACGCAGACCACCUUGAAUUAUACGAAUAUUUGAUAUCAAGUGGAAUCGAACCAGACCCGGUUAUAAUCGAUGCUGAUGAACUGCAAUCUAAUCCAGAAGGCAUUCUUCGAAAGUUCUGCCAAACUUUAGACAUCAAGUACACCGACAAGCUACUCUCCUGGGAGGCGGGUGAUGGUGUUGUCAAGGACUGGGUUGCGUCUAAGAUACAGCUACAAUGCAACAAGUUGACGAAAGUUUACCAGAAUGCCUUCGACAGCACCUGCUUUAAGAAACUAGAUCCAAUGCCACUACGCUCGGAGCUGGAGAAAUGUGUUCUGAAAUGCGCCGAUGAAACAAUGCCAAUAUACAUGAAAAUGUUCGAGAAACGUUUGCGACCAUAAUGAUGGAUACCAUUUGAAGGCAAUUUGAAAUGCGUUUAAUUCCAUGCAUUAGUAAAGAGUACGUGUCCGUCUAGGACCCUAGGUUAUAGUGACUGAAUUUAUUUUCAUUUAUUAAUUUAUAUAACUUGCAUAUUAAAUUUUGUUUUGUGUUCAUUUCACAUCGGUUCAUGUCUUUUUUACAAUUUUAGGGUUAUCCCCGAUAUGUUCAUAUUUUAAGAGCAUAUCGAAUAAGUGUAAAAUUAAGUAAAUCCACUAUAGAACGUACACUCGUCCAUUUUCAUUAACUAAUAUUACUUCUCGUAUUAUAUAAUGUCCUUACGUCAUACAGUGGUCCUACUAUUUUUAAUAUGUUUUAAAUUAGCCAAAUAAAUAAUAAUUCGGUAUCUUCAA
This is a messenger RNA of Anneissia japonica, 1444 nucleotides long. Its product is annotated as branched-chain-amino-acid aminotransferase-like protein 2. The transcript is spliced from 2 exons. Bases 176 to 1054 code for a protein of 292 amino acids. The record is from RefSeq and is a predicted model, not a curated record. Lineage: Eukaryota; Metazoa; Echinodermata; Crinoidea; Comatulida; Comatulidae.